GCACGUAUGAAACAGGGCCUAGAAACCUUGGAGCAAAGAUCGCUGCAAUCCAGUGUCCAUCUGGGUUCGUCAUCAUGGCAUCCCGGAAUCAAGACGGGUUUCGCGAGCCACCACCGAGUUAUCACGCUUCAAACCCCUCUGAUGAUACAAAUCCGCCUCCCUACCACAACUGGCAGGAAGCUGUCCCAGAUACAACCACCUUCCCUCCGCCUCCGAUAACAGGCUACUACUGUUCCGGCACGGGGAAUGCUUCUAGUAACGAUGCCAAACGUGCCCAUGAGUUUUGUGACGGGACCCCUCUCUAUACCCCAGUUAAACCGUCUAAUGCUGUAUACAAUUCCGUGCAAGUGCAUGAUGUCCGUCCGGUGCAGCCUCAGGAAUUCUCUGGCAGCAUACGCCUCCUCUCCCCCGGACGUUGGAAAGUGGCCACAGAAGAUGGGAACCGUGACUGUUCGAUUUGGACCAAUUUGCCUCUCUUCUUUUCUAAAGCAGACUCGCCUUGGCUGACAAAUAGAAGCAAAACCAUCUAUUUCGAAGCGAAGCUGGUUGGCCUCCGCAGAGGACCAGUGGCAGAUUCCAGUGGUUUCAGUAUUGGCUUUUUAGCACAACCUUAUCCUAGCUGGCGCUCUCCGGGCUGGGAGAGGGGGAGCCUGGGGGUUUUUUCUGACGAUGGAUGUCGUUUCGUCAACGACUCAUGGGGAGGAAAGGAUUUCACAGCUGGAUUCAGAGCCGGGGAGACAGUAGGCUUGGGGAUGACGUUCCAGCUUCCGGGAAAGUCCGAGCGAAUCGCACAAGGUGAAAAGAAAAGUCUGAUGACUGAAGUAUUUUUCACUCGAGGGGGCCGCAGGGUUGGCGGCUGGGAUCUCCAUGAGGAACAGGAUGAGGAAGCUGGGGGCGUGAAGGGACUUGAAGGUGACUUUGACCUAUAUGGCGCCGUUGGAUUUUUUGGGGGUGUUGAUGUUGAAGUGAAUUUCAACCGUUCGCACUGGCUCUGGAACCCAUUGUCUUGAACUUUCAUACACUUUGUGUUUGCGAGCCCUGCCGGAUUAGAGAAUUCAAAAUUUUCUUUUCUUUUCUUUUCUUUUUAUCAUAAGAAUUGUGCCUUAGAUGUAUGUUUGGG
Aspergillus steynii IBT 23096 is the source of this 1120-nucleotide messenger RNA. RefSeq names its product SSH4 family protein. The record is from RefSeq and is a predicted model, not a curated record. Lineage: Eukaryota; Fungi; Ascomycota; Eurotiomycetes; Eurotiales; Aspergillaceae. The transcript has a single exon. The coding region runs from base 75 to 1010 and encodes 311 amino acids.